This is a messenger RNA of Aaosphaeria arxii CBS 175.79, 861 nucleotides long. Its product is annotated as iron reductase domain protein. The coding region runs from base 1 to 861 and encodes 286 amino acids. The record is from RefSeq and is a predicted model, not a curated record. The transcript has a single exon. Lineage: Eukaryota; Fungi; Ascomycota; Dothideomycetes; Pleosporales.
AUGCCUUUCCUAUUUCCAGCAAAGGGGAGUUCUUCUCAGAGUCGCAACUUCAGCACUCGGCUCCUCUCCACAAGCAUCCUCACAUCCGCACUGUUCUUCAAUCUCUCCUCGGCCCAGAACAACGGUAACCCCAGCACUUCCCCCCGCCAGAUGACCGAAUCCUUCGUCGAACAAACCACCGGCCUGAAAAUGGAGCGCUUCUUCGACGCUAGCACCUCCUUUGGCUUCUCCAUGGCCCUCCCCACCACGCCCCUGACCCCCGAAACAGCCGGCUCCUUCAUCGGCCAACUCGACUUCCCGCUCGUCGACGGCCAAGGCUGGGGCGCCAUGGGCCUCACAGGCGACGACGACGGCAACCUCCUCCUCGCCGUCUGGAACGACGGCAAAGACGGCGUCGCAGCAUCAUUUCGCCAGUCAACCAACGAUGACAAUCCUCCCGCCGUCUCCGGCACCUUCGCCGUCCGCCCCCUUCCCGACGGCAUCGUCGCGAAUGCAACAGCACUCAGCUACACCUUCCUCUGCGAAAAUUGCCUCAACUCCACGCUCGGCUUCCGCCAGGACCCCGCGACGGGCAACGCGGUGAUGGGCUGGGCAUUCUCGCCCAAGGCGCCGCAGGGAGAUCGAGCGGACCCCGGCGCUGCGGUGUUGAACUUCGAUGAUAGAUUUUUUGGGCCGUUCACGGCGAGGUUGGGAGAGGCGAGGAACGAGAAGUUUGAGGAUGUUGCGAAGACGGCGGGGGAGGCGGUGGCACCGCCGGCGAAUGCGGUGCCUGCGCUUGCUGGAGUGGCGGAGUUUGAUGUUGAGAAUGAGGUGGAGGAGGUGAGGGACGGGGAUGUUACUGAUGAUGAGGAUGAUGAUUGA